Molecule: messenger RNA, 1983 nt
Organism: Sclerotinia trifoliorum
Lineage: Eukaryota; Fungi; Ascomycota; Leotiomycetes; Helotiales; Sclerotiniaceae
Source: the annotation of a GenBank genome assembly
AGCAAUGGAACGAAACUUUCGAUAUUCGGAGCUCCUAUCCUUUAGCUUCAUUCAGUUGUGCCGAUACGAGAUAUCAAAGAGUUUCUUCAUGAUUCUUUACGCAAAUACGAACCCCACAACUUGUUUUUUGCUAAACUUACUCGUAAGGUUGCAAUCCAAGACUUUUUGGAAGCAUGAUUUUGUACGCUGUGUACCUUUCUCCACUAUCACGAUAUCUGGUGAUGCUUUUUCUUGGUGAACACCUUCUGAUUUCGAGACCAGCAAACAUGGUGGAUUUUCCUCCGCCGAACCUAGAAAAACUGGAUAACUUCAUCUGGAAAGGUGUUUGUCGGCCACGUUGAACUCUAACCGAGUCUAACAUCAAAAGACUGUGUUAGCUAAACCAAUACAAGUAAAAUUUUGGAACCAUUCAAUCGGUACGAGAUUUUGUGGGUAACCCCAUAGUAAAGAACAUGUAUGGAAGAUGACGCAGGGGAUUUUAUGGGCAUGUAGAAAGCCAAGAAGAAUUUCGAAUAUAUAAGACCUGAAGCUCAGCUCUUAUUUCCUAACUCAAACAACAAACUUCCUCAUUUCAACGCCAUCAUUACUUCACACCCUCUGUCCCCAACGCUAUACCAAUCAACAACAAACAGAUCUUUUCUCUUCAGAAUGCAUUUCCAAGAUAUAGCGUUCGCUCUCUUUGCUUCUGGAGCAUUCGCUGCACCAGCUUCUUUGGUAGCUAGAGAUUCAUGCUCAGAUGCAUGCUACAGUGCCUACAACACAUGUCGCAGUGCUCCAGAUGCGAAUCGAUCUAGUUGUGCUUCCUCUUUCGCAUCAUGCCUUGGAUAUUCUCCAUAUGAUAGCAAUGGAUCCCUUGUUACUCCAACUGCCUGCUCCAGCCCAGUAACAUCCACCACCACUGCUGCGCCAACUACUACAGCUGAUGCGUGUGUAUCUCAAUGCAAUGCAUCAUAUAAUAGCUGUCGCACUGCGCCAGAUGCAAAUCAAUCCUAUUGCGCUUCCAAUUACGCUUCAUGCCUCGGAUAUUCUCCUUUCAAUAAUAGUGGAUCCUUCGUCACUCCAACUGCAUGUUCAAGCAGCACCGUUACUACUUCCGCCGCAGUACCAACUACUACAGCUGACGCCUGUGUAUCUCAAUGCAAUGCAUCAUAUAAUAGCUGUCGCAAUGCUCCAGACGCAAAUCAAUCCUAUUGCGCUUCCAAUUACGCUUCAUGUCUUGGAUAUUCUCCUUUCGAUAAUGGCGGGUCUCUAGUCACACCAACCGCAUGUUCAAGCAGCCCCGUUACUACUUCUACUGCAGCACCAACUAGCAUCUCCGGUAUCCCAGGUGGAUGUAACCCAGCCCACCCUGGAUCUUGCCCAAGUUCCUAUUUCAGCACUGCUACCACAGCCUCUGCCCCACUUGCCGUCGCCACUGAGGUUCCCCAAGCUGGCGCAAAUCAGUCCUCAGUCGUUGCAGGUCUUCAGUGGACUGUUAAGCAAUUGACCAGAUACUGCUCUGAAGAUGGAUCCGGAUGUGACUAUAACUUUGUCAUUUCGACAAAUGAUGGACGCGCCGACGAGAGAUGUACUGUUAUUCGUAUGCCAGGAAAGGAUGCUGCUACCGAGUCAUGGUAUGGAAUCCCAUGUACUACUGGAUCUGCCAAUACCAUCUCUUGGGGAUACUCUGAUCAAUUUGGUGCCAACAAUGCAUUCGCUGUCAUGACUGUCACCAACUACCAGUCAAAGACCAACGCUUAUUUCGGUAUCGCAUACGUCAAUGAAAACCCAGUUACCCCUUCAAGCCCAGCUGGUUCCGGUAACUUUGGAGACAUUGGUCCUCAACCAGUUUACACUUUCUAAAUGAUAGAAGAUCUAGUGCUUUGGUUUAAUGAAUGGAGAUAGACAUGUUUUGGAUUUACUACUUCAUACCACAUUCCUUUCUAUGUUUUUCUAUUAGCGUUUUUUGAUUUAAUAUAUGGAAAAAUAUCUUGUAUAUAAUAC